Messenger RNA from Racocetra fulgida, 336 nucleotides. The record is from the annotation of a GenBank genome assembly. Lineage: Eukaryota; Fungi; Glomeromycota; Glomeromycetes; Diversisporales; Gigasporaceae.
AUGUAUAACCGGAACCAACCCACUUAUUCUAAUCGCUAUCAGCCACAACAGCAAUCUGUAUCACCACCUCCGUUGCAACAUCCAAUUCCAACUCACCCACCGAUUCAAAUGCGUGAUCCGCCAACUUCUUCACCUUCGCCACCAACACAACAACAUUUGCAUAAUGCAAAUCAGCAACAUAUGUAUAACGGAAAUAUAUGGCAUCUAAAUGACGCUACGACACAAAUGGGAAUGGAAUUUGGACGUACAGCGCUGUCUGCUGGAACAGAAUAUAUGGAGAAAAAUGUUGGUCUAAAUAUUAUUCUCAUUGUUAAAUUUUAUUUAAGUUUUAUAUAA